Molecule: messenger RNA, 1623 nt
Organism: Paramisgurnus dabryanus
Lineage: Eukaryota; Metazoa; Chordata; Actinopteri; Cypriniformes; Cobitidae
Source: RefSeq, a predicted model, not a curated record
CGGGGAAACCAAAAGAAAAGUCUAGCCAAAUGUCACUUACAGACGUGUUCGCUAGAGGGACUUUCUACGACAGAAAAAGCAAACGGUGGAUCGAGAUUACAAACUCGAUCACUAACCACAUUGCCAAAGACAUGGUCCCGCUUAUUACAGUCGAAAAAGACGGUUUUAAGCAGAUGAUAAAGACGCUGGAUCCGAGGUAUGAAAUGCAGAGCAGAAAGUACUUUAGCCAAGUUGCUAUCCCCAACUUGUACCAAAAGCACAGAGCUACGCUCGAAACAGACCUGGCAACCGUCCACCACUUCGCAGCAACGACUGAUUUGUGGUCCAGUCGCACUAUGGAGCCUUAUCUGAGCCUUACGGUUCACUUUAUAAGUGAAGAAUGGGUGUUGCAAAGUCAUUGUUUGCAGACAAGCUACUUUCCUAAUGACCAUACUGGAGAGUUUCUUGCAGCAGGCCUGAAAGAGGCAUUUGAUUCCUGGGGACUUUCGGAGCAGAAGCUAGUGGCCAUCACUACAGACAGUGGAGCCAACAUCAAGAAGGCUAUUGAACUGAACAAUUGGACAAGACUCCAGUGCUUUGGUCACAGGCUUCAUCUAGCCAUAGAGACAGCUAUGAAAGAUGACCGCAUACAACGUGCAGUAGGUGUCUGCAAAAGAAUUGUGUCAGCCUUCUCAUACUCUUGGAAGAAAAGGAGGGACCUGGCUAUUGUUCAGAACGAUCUGGGUCUUCCAAAGCAUGUGCUCACAACUGAGAUGCCUACAAGGUGGGGAUCGCGUCAAAUGAUGAUUAAAAGAGUACUUGAGCAAGAGAGGGCCAUUAGUCAGCUUCUAAAAGCUGACAAGAAAUCAAGGCACUUGGUCCUUAGCUGGCAAGAUGUAGAUGUCCUAGAAGAGAUAGUGCUACUAAUAAAGGCUCAACAGGACACACUCUCAGGGGCUGCUGGUGCAGCAGAAGCAGAGCCUGUUCCUCCUCCUGAGGAAAAAAGAAAAAAGACUUUGGCCAGCUUUUUCAAAAGGCAGAGCACCACCAGCAACAGCACACUCGCAGUGCCAGACGACCAAAGCAUCAGAAUGGAGCUGACAGUCUAUUUACAGACCACAGAGGUUGACAGUGAUACAGAUCCUUUAGACUGGUGGAGAUGCCAUCAGACAAAUUUCCCUCGCAUUGCCAAGCUAGCUCAGCAGUAUUUAUGCAUCCCUGCCACCAGUGCUCCAUCUGAGAGAGUUUUCAGCACUGGUGGCAACAUUGUCACUUGCCACAGGGCCGCACUCAAACCAGAUGCUGUGGACCGUCUCGUUUUCCUGGCAAAAAAUUUGUAAAUGUUGAAAUGUGUGAUUAUUGUUUACAUUUAUACAGGAUAAUAAUCCUGUGAGCCAAGUUGCAGUUGUACUUUAUAUUUAUUUUAUAUGUUCUGGUUUUAAAGCAAUACUUUUGAAGGAAUAACUAAUGCAAGUUGCAUAAUUUUAUUUUUGUAGACCUCAAAAGCAAUGCAAGACAAGUUAAUAUUUACUUGAAUAAACGUAAUGUAACUGGGCUUGUACUUGAAGAAAAAGUAUUUUAAGUUAAUUUAAGUGGACUUGUUCUUAUUUUGUUGUUCAAAAUAAAAUAUCAAAAUAAAUGUUC